UUCUCUGUCGCUUCUACACAUACCGGAGAGAGCCACGCGAUUGGCUAUUUAAACACUUCGAGUUGGCCGGAGGCGUAAGAGCUUAUAUUCUCAGCCAAUCAGAAGCGAAAUAGAGAGCACCGAAGCUUCCCCUGGUCAAGUGAAUGCGACACGAGGAAGACAAAAAGGAGUACAAAAAUGUUCAAAUGUGUACAGACACUUCAUAACCAGAAGGAGGCAGCAAAGCAAUAUAAAGGGUGAUAAACUGCAGUGAGCUCCCCAAAGAAGAAGAGCAGGCCUCAGGUAGCUCUGUGAGAAAGAUGGACAGUCCCCAGCAGUUAAAUUUUCACGUGUCUAUCCGGAAGGGAUCUUCUAUUCCUGCUCUGCAAAAAUGCAACACUUGCUGUUCUCCAGGAAAAUUUCAUUGUCCAUUUUGUUCACCUGAAAUUUUCAAACCCACAAACCGCCCCAGUCUUAGGAUCCACUUGGACAGUCAUCGAAGGGAAGCCUUUGAAACUGGAAAAUACACCUUCCACAGGUGUAGACUCCAGUGCAGAAGUCAGGCGCAUUACCACUGUUUGUACUGCAAAGCCACAGUGAUAAGACAGAAAACUUUCCACAGUCAUCUGUCAUUUUGCCGUGAGCAACAACAAAGGAGGUCCCGGAAGUUAUCCAAACUACAGGCUGAAUUGACACAAAGAAUCCAAAAUGACAGAGGGAGCCUUUCAUAUGACAUGGAGAGGGAUGUGAACGGUAACGGCAUAACUAUCGUCUCAAACUCAGAGGGCCAAAGCAACCACGGAGCCAGCGGCGGCCAUUCUGUGUCUCACAGUUUCACCAGAUCAAACAAAUGUGACACUGGGAGGAAAAUGAAGAGGAGUAUAGAGAUGGACUCCUCUAAAUGUCACAAAGGUGUACAGACGGACACUCCAAAACCACAAGACUGCGAUGAGUAUUACUUUAUGACCCUCACGAAAGUGUUUAAGAAGUUGGCUCCUCAGAAAAAGGCAGAGGUCAGGAUGAAAAUCGAACGUCUCCUUCUCGAAGCUCAAUUUACAUAGAGAAGGGCAUGCCUUCUUAUAUAUAUAUAUACAGAUUCUUUUUUUUUUUUUUUUUGAUUGCACAUGAAUUACUCAAAGAAGUGGAAGUGAUAGGUUUUCUUUUUCAUUGUGGACAAAGCCUGGAGUGUUUUGUGUCUUUGUGCCAGGCUACUGCAUCUUAAAUGCAAACUUACAACAUGACAAUUAUUUCAAACAUUUCAGUAUUUAAUAUAAAUGUGUGCGAAUUAGCAGGAUAGUUUAAUUCAAACACCUUUUUUUUGUAGUUUAACAAGAAACAGACUUAUUUGUUGAGGACAGGUGGCAUGCUUAAGUUAUACAUUCAGACACUGAGGCACAGUAUGAGCAGAGAGACAAAGACAGAUGUUCUGUAUGAGGAUCUUUAUUUGUAAUAAAUAGGAUAUAUAUUUCCAUAAAAAAAAAAUCAACUAGCCAGCUCCUUUGCUAGAUUUUGAGUUGACUGUCAUGUGCUUCAAACGAUGUAAGUACAUCAUGGUGAGACAUCACAGUAAAUGCUUUACGUUCAUGUAUGAAAGAGGAAAUCAGACAGCAACUUUGUUGAAUGUUAUUUUCCUUCUCCCCAAGAUUUCCUAUCUUUUAUAUUCCUGCUGUCUCUCAGCUAUAGUAAAAGUGAAAGGAAAAAAAUGUUUAAAAAGUACAGGAAUGCUAGUAUUUGAGCUCUGAAUCCUCAUGUCAAAUAUAAAGAGGGAUUUUCUUUUUACUAUUCUGUUGGAGUAUUUUACAGCUCCAUAGUGUAGUGGUUUACAUAUUGAUCCAACAAGUGAAAAAGCUCUACAAAAACUGCUAAUACAAAUGUGCAGUGCCAGCUGAUGUGGUGAGCCCUUGUUAAUAAAGAAACAGCUGAAAGUAGUUUUAUUCUACUUGAAUAAUUUCAGUGGUAUUAAGAAGUAAAAUCUGUAGUAGCUCACAU
This is a messenger RNA of Oreochromis niloticus (Nile tilapia), 1968 nucleotides long. RefSeq lists its product as uncharacterized. The transcript is spliced from 5 exons. Bases 300 to 1040 code for a protein of 246 amino acids. NCBI's taxonomy places the organism in Eukaryota, Metazoa, Chordata, Actinopteri, Cichliformes, Cichlidae. Gene Ontology annotation, molecular function: DNA binding. The record is from RefSeq and is a predicted model, not a curated record.